AGAUCCCAAAUAAUAAAACUAACAGCAGAACACAGCUUAUAAAAAAUCAGUAGCAACCGAAAAUGGCAAUUCCAUCUUCAUAUUCAUAUUUAUCAGCCGCUCUCUCCCUCCCCUCCACUUCACCUUUCCUCACCAAACUCACCGCCACAAAAACACUCACAAUCAAUCUUCAAAACCCUAGACAUCAUCAUCAACAACAAUUCAACAUUCACAUUCGUCACGCCGCUCACAAUUUCUUCAAAUUCACUCACAAGAAUACUCGAACUCGACUCAAUUGCGCUUCACCAGAUCCCGGAGAACUCAAUUUAACUCAUUCCACUAGUACGAGUGAUAAUAAUAAGUUGAUUUUAAUAUGCUCUGCGAUCACGAUUGCAUUGGCGAUCUCGAAUCGCGUGCUGUACAAACUCGCGCUUGUUCCUAUGAAGGAGUAUCCGUUCUUUUUAGCUCAGAUCAAUACUUUUGGGUAUGUGAUUAUCUAUGUUUCAGUAUUGUAUAUAAGAUACAGUGCUGGAAUUGUGACUAAUGAGAUGAUGGCCAUUCCCAAAUUUCGUUUCGUGAUCAUUGGUUUUCUGGAAGCAUUAGGAGUUGUUGCUGGGAUGUCCUCAGGAGCAAUGCUCCCUGGACCAGCUAUUCCUGUAUUGAACCAGACAUUUUUGUUGUGGCAAUUAGCUUUCUCCACCAUUCUCUUAGGAAGACGCUAUUCAUUGAAUAAAAUUGCUGGAUGCUUACUUGUUGCUGUGGGCGUAGUCAUUGCAGUUACAAGUGGGUCAGACUCUGGUCAAAUGCUUUCUGGAAUUGGUGUUAUGUGGCCACUGCUAAUGGUUGCAUCAAGUGCCUUUCAAGCUGGUGCAUCAAUACUUAAGGAAUCUGUUUUCAUUGAUGCAACGAAACGAUUAAAGGGGAAAUUGCUUGACAUAUUUGUUGUGAAUUCUUUCGGAUCUGGAUUUCAGGCCCUUUUUGUACUUCUCUGUCUGCCUCUACUCUCAAAUUUGAAAGGCAUACCUUUCUCUCAACUCCAUUUGUACAUUAUGAGUGGUGCCGGUUGUUUUUUUAAUAUCGGAACCAACACAACAGGUUGUGACGGAGCGCCUUUAUUACCUCUUCUGUACAUAAUCACCAACAUAGCUUUCAAUAUAUCAUUGCUCAACCUGGUCAAAAUUUCCUCUGCAGUUGUUUCUUCCCUUGCCGUACUGCUUUCAGUGCCGCUUUCAAUAUACAUAUUGGCACUUCCAUUGCCGUAUCUCCCGGAAGGCGUAACCUUGAGCCCCUUCUUCCUCUGGGGAAGCGCGGUUCUUGUGAUGGGUCUCAUUCUAUAUAAUAUCCCCAAUUUGUCAAGAAACUCCGACACUCUGUAAAAACUUGAGAAAUAUCAUUACCGACAUUAUAUAAACCGAUUUCGAGUUUUGCAGUAA
This is a messenger RNA of Daucus carota subsp. sativus, 1412 nucleotides long. RefSeq names its product protein CLT2, chloroplastic. The transcript is spliced from 10 exons. NCBI's taxonomy places the organism in Eukaryota, Viridiplantae, Streptophyta, Magnoliopsida, Apiales, Apiaceae. The record is from RefSeq and is a predicted model, not a curated record. The coding region runs from base 63 to 1355 and encodes 430 amino acids.